AUGGCUCUAUACAGCGUUGGUGGCGCGUUGGUGUCUGCUCUGCUCUCGCACGCAUUCCUCGUCACUCUUCUCUUCCCACUCGUUUGGCUCGUCCUGCGCUCCCUCUACCGCAUCUCCCCAUUGCAUCCGCUCUCCCACGUCCCCGGCCCUCUUCUCCCUCGCAUUUCCUCGCUGUGGCUGACCUACCACGCGUGGAUCGGCGACGAGGCGUCGGUCGUCGAGGCUCUGCACCGGCAAUACGGCCCAGUAGUCCGCAAUGGGCCGAACAGCGUCGACAUCUCUGACGGUGCGGCAUUGGCCACGAUAUACACCGAACGAGGAGGCUUUGUCAAGCCGGCCUUUUACGAAAACUUUGCGCUCCCGGACGCCACGCAGGUCCAUAACUCGAUCUUCUCCGAGGUUGACCCUUCCAUACGGGCCCCUCGGGCGAAGGCGGUUGCCGUCCUGUUCUCGACCUCGAACCUGCGACAAAGCCAGGACGUCAUCUACAAAUGCGUAGACAGGUUCGUAGAGCGGCUAGCCGGGGGGAAGAAGGCGAGCCAACAGGGCGGAGAACCAUUGAACGUCUUGAACUUGACGCGAGGACUGGCCGUCGACGCCGUGACGUCGUAUCUCUUUGGAACCAGCUACGGCGGCCUUAACGAGAGGAAGUCACAGCGGGAGCACGAGAAAGUGGCCGUGCAGCGCGAACUGGCCGAGCCGAUGAGCGCCACCGGCAUGGUCGAUUCAUUCGUCGCGGUCGGCAGGUUCUGGUACCUGCCAAAAUGGGCGUUCAAUAUCGUCGAGUCGUUGGACGCAUGGUGGAAUGCAGACGAGCAAUUGUCGCAGAGUCUGGCCCAGGUGGACGAAUUCGUCGCGAGCGUCGUGCGCGAUGCCGAGGAAGCCAUCAGAGCUUCCACGUCCACCGCCACUAGUGAUGAAAAGACUACCGCUGUCUCGAGCCGGCACCCGUUGACAUCGUACCCUGCGCGUCUCCUUCAGGCCGGCUUCACACCGUCCGAGACGCGGGCGCAGUGCAAGGACCUCAUAUUCGCCGGCACCGACAGCACGGGGAUGAACCUGGCGACGAUCCUGUUCAUGCUCGUCCGCCGCCCGGAGUGCCAUGCUCGGCUGCGUGAAGAAAUGCUGGGGCUGGCGCACAGGCCCGGGUUCGACGAGCUGCAGUCUCUGCCGUAUCUGCGGGGCGUCGUGAAAGAAGGACUGCGCCUGUCCAUGGCCAAUCCGUCGCGACUGCCGCGCGUGGUGCCAAAGGGAGGCUGGACGUUCAAGAAUAACAUGUCCAACAACACGGACUAUUACUUCCCCGCCGGCACAGAGGUCAGCUGCACGCCGUACUCUUUGCACCUGAAUGAGCGCGUCUUCCGUGACCCGCGCUCCUUCGUGCCUGAGCGCUGGCUCGAGCCUUCGGACGAGAUGUUGCGGGACGCCAUCCCCUUUGGGCUCGGCAGCCGGCAGUGCAUCGCGAGGAACCUGGCCACGGUGGAGCUGUUCUGCGCCGUCGCGCGUGUUGUUGAGGCAAAUGUCCUCCAUGGGGCGAGCACCGUGAAGUCGAGCAUCGACAUUCUCGAGUGGUUCAAUAGCAAGGUCGUCGGGGAGCGUAUAGAUUUGGUCUGGGGAUAG
Messenger RNA from Cladophialophora psammophila CBS 110553, 1620 nucleotides. RefSeq lists its product as uncharacterized. Lineage: Eukaryota; Fungi; Ascomycota; Eurotiomycetes; Chaetothyriales; Herpotrichiellaceae. Bases 1 to 1620 code for a protein of 539 amino acids. Gene Ontology annotation, molecular function: monooxygenase activity; iron ion binding; heme binding. The transcript has a single exon. The record is from RefSeq and is a predicted model, not a curated record.